Molecule: messenger RNA, 2581 nt
Organism: Medicago truncatula (barrel medic)
Lineage: Eukaryota; Viridiplantae; Streptophyta; Magnoliopsida; Fabales; Fabaceae
Product: protein TRM32
Exons: 5
Coding region: 220-2298 (692 amino acids)
Source: RefSeq, a predicted model, not a curated record
UUGUACUUUAGUUGUCUUCACCCUUUAUAACGCUAGCCACCUUGUUUUGAACAACUGCUCCAACCUUUGCCUUUGUUAUUCAUAAGAGAGACAUCACCACCUAACUUCACUUCUGCCACAAAAAACUUGUUUCACUUUAUUCUUUCAUCCAUUUAAGGACAAGGUUUGGAGGCAGAAAUUGAUUAUCACUUGAGUGGAUUGAAAUUUACAGAAAUUGUUAUGGGAAAACACUUGAUUAGUUCAGAGGAAUCUACAGGUCAAAUUCAACAAGUUAAUCAAGGAUGUAUGUGGGGCAUGUUUCAUAUUUUUGAUUAUCAUCGUUGGGGUGUCAAAAGGGUGUUUCAUUGCAAAAAGAAAAGACAUGCCAGAUAUAAGAAAAAGACCAGUUUGCAAGACCAACAAAAUGCAGUUACAGAUGCAGAAUCCCUAAAGGUAAGUCAACAUAGAGAAAUAUCAAAUGCUAAAGGUCAGGCUAGUAGUGGGAAUGCACUUCAUCAGAAGAAAGAUGUCAAUACAACAACAGAUCAAGGUUCCCUUAACAGAGACAUUUCAAUUAAAUUCAAAAACAAUGAUGAUGUUUUGGAGGUAAUUAAUGUGGAGAAGAAUGCAUUACUCAAAUUUCUAAGAGAUAUAGACAUUGGUGGUAAAAAAAUUCAUCAAACUCCUCACAAUAAAGCGAAAUUGACAAAAUCAGGAUCAUUUCCUUUAACCGCGCCUUCUAAGGUGAAAAACAUUAGCUCUAGUACCUUCCGGUCCAAGCAAACUGAAAUUUGGCACUUUCCCAAGGGGGAAAAGUUGCUAGCUGGAACUCAGGCUCCAAAAAAGCUUGGGUCAAGUUUAGUGAAAGAUAUUUCUUAUGAAACGUCAAAGCCUUCGGCGAGCGAUCUUGGAAUCGAUAGUGUCACGGCUAUGCAACAAAAACCAAGCAUUUCUUCAAGACCUUCUGAAGGACUAAGCCACAAAGGAUGGAAUCAAGUGGUUAUUCAUCAAUUCAAAGCUAUAAAACAGAAGAUAAAACAUGCGCUUGUGGAAUUCAAGAAAAGUGGUCACCAAGCAUCUGUCGAAGUUAUCCACAAUAAUGAGAAAGAGAUCUCACAAAGCUUAGAUGUUGGCGUGAUUCAAGAAUACAGAAAGAGUAAGAGCUUGAGUGAGGCUAAAGCUUCUGAAUCUGAUUCCAACAAACAUGAAGCUAGCCUAAUGCGAAGAACAUCAUCUCUUAACGAAUCGAUGGAUAGAUAUACUCAGUUGUUUGAGAAAAGUAUGAGCAAAGAGAUCAAGUGGCAAAGCUCGAAGUCUAAAAGCUUAAGAUUGACAAAUGAUGAUAAGAUUCACAAGAGUAGGCAUGCUCGUAUGUUUUCAAGAAGCAAUUUGUCUAUGCCUAAUCUUGAGUCCUUAGGAUUUAUUCUACACGAUGUUCUUAUUGAUACAAAUGAAGCAAAUAAUACAGUGGAAAGUGAUAAUGAUGUUCAACGUAAAUCAGUGAGCGUUCCUUUAAAGAUUGAUAAAUCACUUGAACAUUUCAAAGAGGCUGAAGUUGAUGAAACGGUUGAAGGGAGUGCCAGAGAUGUGAAUCCUAGUUCUUUAUCGGAUAAUCCAGCGGUGAAAACAAGCAUGACCGCUUAUCUUAGCAAGGAGGCAACAACAUCACUUGAAAUUAGCUGUCAAGACAAUAUAAUCAGCCAAGCAGAAGGAAAGGAAUCGAAUGCGCGCAGUUCAAAUGCAAGUGUGACAGACAUAGACACAAACAACAGUCUUGAAAAUCAUUUCCUUCACUUCAAGUCAUAUCCGGAAAACGAUUCCAAUUUCAAAUAUGUCAAAGACAUUCUUGAAUUUUCGGGUUUCAUGGGAAAUGAGCAGACCCAAAUGCGAUACACGGUAGACCAGCCAAUGAAACCAUCCUUAUUCACAGCUCUGGAAGAAAUUUUUCUUCAUGAAAAUGAGUGUUCUGAAGAAGAGAACAUCAAUAUGUGUGAUCACCAACUUCUCUUUAACUUGGUCAAUGAAGUACUCUUUCAAAUAUAUGAAAAUUCACCAACUUAUUUUCCAAAACCCUUUGCAUUCAACUACAAACUCAAACCAAUGCCUAAAGGGAACUAUCUUGUUAAAGAAGUAUGGGAUAGUGUUAGUUCAUAUUUGAGGUUGAGACCAGAGUUAGAUCAAACGUUAGAUGACGUCGUUGGUCGUGAUUUGACAAAAGGAAGUGGUUGGAUGAAUCUUCAACAGGAAGAGGAGUGUGUAUCACUUGAACUUGAGGAAAUGAUCAUUGAUGAUUUAUUAGAUGAAAUUCUCUUCUCAUGAUGUUGGAAACUCAACUAGAUUUAAUCAAUGGUCAAUACUGACUGAUUCAAGAGUGUUUCAGACUUUCAGUUCAUUGAUGAUUUUUUGAAGCAGCAUAGGAUUUAUAUGUUGAUUAAUUUGUAAAUAGGAUUGUACUGUGGCAGAUGCUGUGCAGGGUUGCUUAAAGAGUUUUGGUGUGUAUUAGUUCCCAUGUAAAGAAAGGGUUUUGCUAACAAUUAGUUCCCAUAUAAAACUAAUAAGAGUUUAAUUAACAAGCAUUGUCGGUGUAAAAUUAUUUAUUUUA